AUGGCAAAGAGUAAUCAAGACAUGUCCUCUAAGAGACAUUUCCACUGGACAACAAAGGUUACCAAUGAAGAUGAUACAUUUCCAACCUUAAACUCUUCAAACUCUACUGAUCAAGAGAAACAGGAGAAUCCUCCACAAGUUCAAGCCUUCAAAUCUCCCGUCCCCGACGAGGAGGAGGAAAACGACACUGCGACGGGCAAUCAAGAGAAGCCCCUACAAGUUCCAAUUUCCAAGUCUUCCAUCCUGGAUGAGAAAAAGGGAACCGAUACUGCAACGCGUGAUCAAGAGAAAAAUGAGAAGCCCACGCAAGUUCCAAUCUUCAAGUCUUUCGUCCAGGACGAGAAAAAGGAAAAAGACACUGUAACGCGCGAACCUGCAGGUCCUCCAGGCCCAGGGCUGGUGGCAACAAGGAAAAAACUGCAAAAUAUUGCAGUUUCCAGGCUGCGGUCUGUCCUGACAGCGUUAGGGAAAUCACCAGCCCGUGGUGACGGCCAACAAGCACUUGGAUCCCGAGUAGUCGGCACCCUCUUCGGGUACAGAAGGGGACAUGUCCAUUUUGCGUUUCAGAAAAAUCCCAGUUCAGAACCAGCUUUCUUGAUUGAACUGGCCACUCCAAUCUCAGGCCUUGUUAAAGAAAUGGCGUCCGGCCUGGUUCGUAUCGCCCUGGAAUGCGAUAGGGAGAUGGAGAAGAAACCGAUGAGGCUCCUGGAAGAACCCCUGUGGAGGACAAACUGCAAUGGGAAGAAUUAUGGAUUCGCAACAAGGAGAGAAUGUGGAGAAAAAGACUGGAAAAUAUUGAAAGCUGUGGAGCCAAUUUCAAUGGGGGCAGGGGUUUUGCCUGCAGAAAACAAUGGAGAUUUUGGUGCAGAAUCUGAUGGUGAAAUAAUGUACAUGAGGGCUAAAUUUGAAAGAGUUUUAGGAUCUAGAGAUUCAGAGGCAUUUUAUAUGAUGAAUCCUGAUAAUAAUGGGGCUCCUGAGCUUAGUGUUUACUUGCUUAGAGUCUAA
Messenger RNA from Fraxinus pennsylvanica, 1005 nucleotides. Lineage: Eukaryota; Viridiplantae; Streptophyta; Magnoliopsida; Lamiales; Oleaceae. The record is from the annotation of a GenBank genome assembly.